UCUGUAUCUAACGGUCGGACCGUGAGUGCGAGGAGCAGCCGGGGUCGGACACCCAAUCCUUUCCUUCGGAGUACAGCCACAGGAUAUAUAUUCAUAGACACACCACACCCGCCGUCGACUCUCGCGAACCGAACCAGCCGGCCGGCGGCGACAAAUCUCAGCGAGCGCGAAUAUGUCAUAUCUGCUCCCGCACCUGCACUCCGGCUGGGCCGUGGACCAGGCCAUCCUCGCCGAGGAGGAGCGCCUAGUGCUAAUCCGCUUCGGCCACGACUGGGACGAAACUUUUAUUUACGGUUUAUUUUAUUACUUUAUGGAUGAGGUGCUAUCAGGGGUGGCUGAGACCAUCAAGAACUUUGCCGUGAUCUACCUUGUUGACAUCACCGAGGUUCCUGACUUCAACACCAUGUAUGAGCUGUAUGACACGUCAACGGUUAUGUUCUUCUUCCGCAACAAGCACAUCAUAAUUGAUCUUGGGACAGGAAACAACAACAAGAUCAACUGGGCAAUGAAAGACAAGCAAGAGUUUGUUGACAUCGUGGAGACCGUCUACAGAGGAGCUCGUAAGGGCCGUGGUCUGGUGAUUGCUCCCAAGGAUUACUCCACCAAAUACCGGUACUGAGGUAUCUGUGCCUGUCUCUCCAUGUGUAGU
This is a messenger RNA of Triticum dicoccoides, 649 nucleotides long. Its product is annotated as thioredoxin-like protein YLS8. Bases 173 to 619 code for a protein of 148 amino acids. The transcript has 2 exons. Gene Ontology annotation, cellular component: U5 snRNP; U4/U6 x U5 tri-snRNP complex; spliceosomal complex. The record is from RefSeq and is a predicted model, not a curated record. Gene Ontology annotation, biological process: mRNA splicing, via spliceosome. Lineage: Eukaryota; Viridiplantae; Streptophyta; Magnoliopsida; Poales; Poaceae.